GGCGGGUGUGGCACCGGGCUGGUAGCCACCGGAGCCCGGAGGGCGCGUGCUUUGUGUCGCGAGCCGGCGAGAGAACGCGGGUCCCGGGAGCCCCGGCGCCGUGUCCUCUUCCAUUGUGCUCCCCUGGCGCGUGUGGCACGGAACUGGACAUGGAGCCGCAGAGGUCCCCCUUGUUGGAAGUGAGGGGGAAGGGGAACGUAGAGCUGAAGAGGCCCCUGGUCAAGGCUCCUUCUCGGCUGCCUCUACCGGGAACCAGGUUUAAGAGGGGGCCUGACCAGAUGGAGGAUGCCUUAGAGCCUGAGAAGAAAAGGACACGAGGACUGGACACAGUGACCAAAAUGGCCACGUCCCACCCCAGAGCACCAGCCCUCACUGCAAGACCACAGACACAAGGCCAGACCACAGCUCCAAAAGUUCCCAAGAAGACAGGCCCCCGAUGUUCUACAGCUAUUGCCACAGUGUUGAAGGAUCAGAAACCAGGCCCUGCCGUUCCUGCCCAGAAGCCUGCAGGUAGGUCGGCUGCCCCUCCCCUGCUGGGAGGGAAGAAACCCACCAAACGUCCGGCCUGGGACUUAAAGGGUCAGUUAUGUGACCUGAAUGCCCAGCUGAAGUGCUUCCGUGAGAGGACUCAGACAUUGAACCAGGAGAACCAACAACUGCAGGACCAACUGCAGGAGGCCCAGCAACAGGCCCGGGCCCUGGGGACAGAGUGCAGGACCCUGGAAGGGGAGUUGGCCAGGGUGCAGGCCGAGGCUGAACAGAGCCAGCAGGAGUUGGGGACCCUCAGGGCCCAUGUGCUGGAGCUGGAAGAGCAGUUGGGCACACAGGAGGGCUUGGUGCAGGAGCUCCACAAAGAACAGUUGGGAUUGCAGGAGGAGCGAAGGGGACUGGCCGCCCGGCUGGAGGAGCAGGAGAGGAGGCUGCGGGCCUCAGAAGCAGCUCUGUCAGGCAGCCAAGCGGAGGUGGCAUCUCUGCGUCAGGAGGCUGCCGCGCAGGCGGCCGCACUGGUGGAGCAAGGCGAACGUCUGCACGGGCUCGAGAUGGCGCGCCGGCGACUCCACAACCAGCUACAGGAACUCAAAGGCAAUAUCCGUGUGUUCUGCCGGGUCCGCCCUGUCCUUGCAGGGGAGCCCACCCCGUCCCCAGGCUUCCUCCUGUUUCCCUCUGGCCCCGGCGGGCCCUCCGAUCCUCCAACCCGCCUCAGUGUCUCCCGGUCUGACGAUCGUCGUGGGACCCUGAGUGGGGCGCCGGCCCCCACCACCCGCCACGACUUCUCCUUCGACCGGGUAUUCCCGCCAGGGAGUGGACAGGACCAAGUGUUUGAGGAGGUCGCCAUGCUUGUCCAGUCAGCCCUGGAUGGCUACCCAGUGUGCAUCUUUGCCUACGGCCAGACAGGCAGUGGCAAGACCUUCACCAUGGAGGGUGGGCCUGGGGGAGACCCCCAGGUGGAGGGCCUGAUCCCUCGGGCCCUGCGGCACCUCUUCUCUGUGGCCCAGGAGCUGGGCGGCCAGGGCUGGACCUACAGCUUUGUGGCGAGCUACGUAGAGAUCUACAAUGAGACUGUCCGAGACCUGCUGGCCACGGGGACCCGGAAGGGCCAGGGUGGUGAGUGUGAGAUUCGCCGGGCAGGGCCGGGGAGUGAGGAGCUUACUGUCACCAAUGCCCGCUAUGUUCCUGUGUCCUGUGAGAAAGAGGUGGAGGCCCUGCUCCACGUGGCCCGCCAGAACCGGGCGGUGGCCCGCACGUCACAGAACGAGCGCUCAUCACGCAGUCACAGCGUGUUCCAGCUCCAGAUCUCUGGGGAGCACGCUGGGCGGGGCCUGCAGUGUGGGGCCCCCCUCAGCCUUGUGGACCUGGCUGGGAGCGAGCGGCUGGACCCUGGCUUAGCCCUUGGCCCUGGGGAACGGGAACGCCUUCGGGAAACACAAGCCAUUAACAGCAGCCUGUCUACCCUGGGGCUGGUCAUCAUGGCCCUGAGCAAUAAGGAGUCCCACGUUCCUUACCGGAACAGCAAGCUCACCUACCUGCUGCAGAACUCUCUGGGUGGCAGCGCUAAGAUGCUCAUGUUUGUGAACAUUUCCCCCCUAGAAGAGAACGUCUCUGAGUCCCUCAACUCCCUACGCUUUGCCUCCAAGGUGAACCAGUGUGUUAUUGGUACGGCCCAGGCCAACAGGAAAUGA
Odobenus rosmarus divergens (Pacific walrus) is the source of this 2180-nucleotide messenger RNA. RefSeq names its product kinesin family member C1 (gene KIFC1). Lineage: Eukaryota; Metazoa; Chordata; Mammalia; Carnivora; Odobenidae. Bases 150 to 2180 code for a protein of 676 amino acids. Gene Ontology annotation, biological process: microtubule-based movement. Gene Ontology annotation, molecular function: microtubule motor activity; ATP binding; microtubule binding. The record is from RefSeq and is a predicted model, not a curated record. The transcript is spliced from 11 exons.